ACUGUUUUGUCUUUAUGAUGGCUGCAUCACAUCCAUUUCUUUUUGAGGAGGAACUUUGCUGUGCCAUCUGUUUGGAGUUGUUCACAGAUCCUGUUACAAUUCCCUGUGGGCAUAAUUUCUGCAUGAAAUGCAUAAAGAGCUACUGGGAUAAAGAAGUAAGCAUGAAGUCACACAGUUGCCCUAAGUGUCGAGCAAGCUUCCUUCACAAGCUUCACCUUUGCAAAAACAUUGCCCUGUCUGAAGUGGUGGAGAAGAUUUCCAAACCUGAGAAUAUAGUCCCACAGGAGACUUGCAUUGAUCCAGAUGAUGCUGUAUGUGAUUUUUGUAUUGACAAAAAGGUUAAGGCUACUAAGUCCUGUUUAGUGUGCAAGGCAUCAUUCUGUGAUACUCAUAUCAGGCCUCAUCAUGUAAAUGCAGCACUGAGCCAUCACAAGCUAGUCGAUGCAGUCAAAAGCAUGGAGAACCAACAAUGCAAACGGCACAACAGGCCGCUGGAACUGUUCUGCAGGACGGAUGACACUUUUAUCUGUUGUAUAUGUAUAGUCCAAGAACAUGGAGAGCACAUAUUUGUGACUGUAGAGGAGGAGCGGGUGAAGCAGCAGAAAAAACUGGCAGGUAAAGAGACGACAUUGGGAAAACAUGUAGAAAUGAAUGAAAUUGAGAUCGGAGACCUAAGAAAACAAAUGGAUUCAAUUAAAAACUCUGCAAUCGUAGUGCAAAAAGACAUUGCUGCCAAGUUCAAGGAAUUGGUCCGAGACAUUGAAAAAUCAAAUACCAAAGUGGCUGAAUUUAUAGAGAAAGAGAAACAGACAGCAUUAACUAAGUCUGAAGAAGCCAUCACCAAAAAGGAACAGAAGUGUAUUGAAUUAAGGAAGAAGAAGCUUCAGAUGGGAGAGCUUUCAGGUAUUAAUGAUGAUAUCAAAUUCCUACAGGAGUUUAAAGCUUUAAACAAUGAGUGUGAAAAGACCUCAUCCCAGAUCAUCAGUGACAUGGAUGUUAGUUCGACUGGCUUAAGGCAGAUUGUAGUUAAUCUCAAGGAACAACUGGAGAGUAAAUGCAAUCAAAUUUUAGAAAACCUAGGCACUGAAGUAGCAGGAUUGAGGCAGUGCUGGCCAAAGUCAGAAGAACCACAGAACCGGAUGGAGCUUCUAAUGUACUCCCGUCAACUGACAUUCGACUCAAAGACAGCACAUAAGUGCCUUUCUCUGACUAAGGAGAACCGCAAAGCGACAAAUAUCUGGCCAGAGGAGGUUUAUGAUGUUGAUCACUCAGAGCGGUUUGACUGUUGCUGGCAAGUGCUGUGUGCAGAAAAAUUGGAUAAAGGUGCCCAUUAUUGGGAAGUUGAAAUCAGUGAAGGUAGCUGUCUGGGUGUGACAUAUAAAAGCAUAAAGAGAAAAGGACCAGACAACUCAUGCUUCAUUGGGAAGAAUGAUCAUUCUUGGGGUAUACAGAUUUACAGCAGUCAUUGCUCAGCAUGGCACAAUAGUACAGAAAUUCGAACAAAAUCAGAGAAAUAUGAACAAAUUGGUGUGUACCUAAACUAUUCUAAUGGAAGUCUCUCAUUUUAUGGUGUCACUGACACACUUACAUUAAUACACAGGUUCCAGGCUGUAUUCACUGAGCCAUUGUACCCAGCUUUCAGACUUAUAAAUAGCCAGUCGUUUUGUUAUAUUUCUGAAUGAACUGGGCAUCGUAUUAUCUUAGUAAUACUUAUCAUCAUAAAAAGGAUAGCGGGACACUUUUGAUAUCAAAAUAAGAUGUGCUCAUUAAAAUAGGAAAAAGUCAAUUUUUGCCAAGUUGCGGAAUUUUCCAGUGACUAAGUUGGUGAAGCAGCUGUGAAUACUGCUUCUAAGAUUUCAGUGCAUGUUUUUGCAAAUAACUUGUGAUGUAUCAGGAUUUUUUAAAAAAAUAAAACUUUGCUAAAUUUGAUUGAGAAAAUGUUAUGAAAGAGAGCUGGUGUCCUUUAACAUGGAGACUGCCAGAGGCUCUCUGUUUUGUAGCAGAUGUUAUACCACUGUAGUGUGAAUUUUUAAGUGGAGCUGUUUUCUGUCUUUGAAUUUUUUCUCAGAAAAAAUCAUGGUAAUUACAAAGAUGAAACUACAUCAUCAUAGCACUGGUUUUAGUAACUAGACACAGCCUGGUAGCGUGAGCUUUUGCUAACCAUUUUACUAAUAAUAACAUCCAUUUCAAAAUGCUUUUAGAUUUAAAAUCAGUGGCCAAUAGUAAACUGUGUCUCUGUCAUUGUUAGCUGCAGUAAGAAAUAUAAGGGGUGGAUUAUUCUCUCUGCUUGUCAUGCAGGCACAUUGCUGUCUAUGGGAGGAAGCCUGAAUUGUUUAUUUCCCUGAACCAUUCACAUUGUCCAUCCAUGGAAUGAAUCUUCAGACUAAAGACCAUGGAGCAAAUCCAAGUGCAGGCACAGGUCUCUUAAGCCUUCUGAAGCUAGCAGCAUUGGAUCUGGCCCCUAAGAUCAGGGUUUUCUGCCUGCUUAUGAAUCAUUCCUUCCUGGUAGGUGGAUGCUAAAUUACGAAAGCUGAUUAUCUAUGGGCUAAACCCCUGUAGCCCCUCUGGUCAGUGACAAUUUGAAGAAGGUCAUAGAAUCAGAAAUUAUGUGUUCAAGUGCCCAACAAACAGGAUCCACAAUGGACUAGUGAUGGUUUGUUUAUCUUGGCUCUCUCUGACACUGUUGGAAUAAUUAGUGAGGACAGAAAAGCAUUAGUGUCUCUGCCUUUUUGGUAUAGAUGUGAUGAUGUGCCUGUUCUUUACUGUGUACAGGAAAAAUAUUCUCAUACCCUUUGGCAGAUCAAAAUCCCUUGAUUUAUAUUUGAUGAAUACAUGAGAUUAACAGACCCUGAGGGCUGACAAAUACAAACUUCACCUUCGUCCUGUCACAAACCAAAAAUAAUGUUGUGUCUUUUUGUCGGUGGACUGAACAUCACAUUUAAUGUGUAUGCCAUAGACUUGCCGUGGGUCCUGCUCUUUCAUUUCAACAUCAACUGUGCCUUUUUCAUGCUGCAGAGGCUAACCACCUCAUAUUUUUCAGCCGAUUUGCCCUUACUGUCAUGUAUGUAAUUUGCUUUUUUGUUCAUCUCAUAGGUUCUUGCAGUUACAAUUUUCUAAGCUGCCUAUUCUCUUUAGCUGGCUUUGCUUUGGGGCCCUCUCUGUUUUAUUCACAAUGCUGCCUCUGUGCCUUUCUUUCUGUUCUCACUUGCUUUGUUACUUUUCCUGUCAGUUCAGCUCCUCAACAUUUGGCUACGAGAGCUGGACUGCCAGGUAAUGUGCAGAGUACAAAUCAUGAGUCACAGUAGUUACAGUCUGCAGGGUUUUGCAGGGAGUGAAAAUUAUACAGAAAUUCUUCCGCAUUAAGUGUUGCAUUAACUGAACUCAGUGCUUGCCUUCAAGCUGCUAUGCUAGUAUUCCAGGAUUUGAAGAUUUUUCUUAAAAAAAGGAAAAUAAACAUUUUACUUCAGGUUCUAUUG
Messenger RNA from Carcharodon carcharias (great white shark), 3476 nucleotides. Its product is annotated as E3 ubiquitin/ISG15 ligase TRIM25-like. Lineage: Eukaryota; Metazoa; Chordata; Chondrichthyes; Lamniformes; Lamnidae. The record is from RefSeq and is a predicted model, not a curated record. Bases 15 to 1682 code for a protein of 555 amino acids. Gene Ontology annotation, molecular function: protein binding; zinc ion binding. The transcript has a single exon.